CUUGUUUAUGGCAUCACUAAUGAAAGGUGGCAGCAGAAGUGACAAGUCGAAAAUAGUCCUCGUUGAUAUGGAUGGAGUCAUAGUCGAUUACGAACUGGGUUACGAAAGAGCUGUAUCAGCAUUGUUUCCAGGCAUGGAUCUCAUACCUCGUGAAGAGAGGAAGGUCUUCUAUUCAGACGUGCAGUACUCGGAACUCUACCCUGAGCAUCGGGAGGAGUUUCAAAGAAUUGCAGUUACUCCUCGAUUUUUCAGAGAUAUGCCUAUCAUGAAGGGCGCAAAGGAAGCCCUGGAGAAAUUGAAUGGUAGAUAUACACUGUUCAUCUGCUCAGCACCUAUGACGCUGUUCCACGACUGUGUGAGAGAAAAGUACGAGUGGGUUGAGGAGCACUUGGGAUUCGAGUUCACCAAACAGAUCAUUCUUACCAGAGAUAAAACUGUAGUAUCAGGCAAGAUUAAUAGGUUAUAGAUUAAUAGGAUAUACAA
This is a messenger RNA of Symsagittifera roscoffensis, 483 nucleotides long. Its product is annotated as 5'(3')-deoxyribonucleotidase, cytosolic type-like. The coding region runs from base 8 to 466 and encodes 152 amino acids. Gene Ontology annotation, molecular function: 5'-nucleotidase activity. The transcript has 3 exons. Gene Ontology annotation, cellular component: mitochondrion. NCBI's taxonomy places the organism in Eukaryota, Metazoa, Xenacoelomorpha, Acoela, Convolutidae. Gene Ontology annotation, biological process: pyrimidine deoxyribonucleotide catabolic process. The record is from RefSeq and is a predicted model, not a curated record.